UCCUCCCUGGCUUUGCCGACCCUCUGCUGACCCUCCGCCCACCGGUCCAGUCUAGCCCAGUCCAGUCCUCCCUAGGCCAAGCCGCCUCGCCCCAUCCCUCCCCAGUAUGCUUUUCUGGCACAACCAGUCGGAGCACUUCUGGCCCAGUCCGGGAGAAGUCUACCAAAGUCCCACCGGCAACCUGCUCAGGGAGCCGCUGGCCCUGCCCUACCUGAAGCAGGAGGAACCUCAGGCCAUCUCCACCUCGGACCUGCACUGCCCCGUUUUCCAGUACGUGCUCUGUGCCGCCACCUCGCCAGCCGUCAAGCAGCACGAGGAGACCCUCACCUACCUGAACCAGGGCCAGUCUUAUGAGGUGCGGAUGCUGUGCAAUCCCAAACUGGGUGAUGCCUCAGAGUGCCCACGGCUGCUCAAGAGCGUGGUGCGCGUGGUUUUUCACGACCGGCGCCUGCAGUACACGGAGCAGCAGCAGCUGGAAGGCUGGAGGUGGAGUCGCCCCGGUGACCGGAUCCUGGACAUAGACAUCCCCCUGUCGGUGGGCGUGGUGGAGCCGCAGGUCCUCUCUUCCCUGCUCAACACGGUGGAGUUCCUCUGGGAUCCGGCCAAGAGGACGUCGCUCUUCCUGCAGGUGCACUGCAUCAGCACCGAGUUCACCCCUCGGAAGAACGGUGGGGAGAAGGGCGUCCCCUUCCGCAUCCAGAUCGACACGUUCCGCCCGGGGGAUAAGGCGGUGGGCCCGGACCACCUGCACUCCGCCAGCUGCCUCAUCAAGGUCUUCAAGCCCAAGGGCGCAGAUCGGAAGCAGAAGACGGACAGAGAGAAGAUCGAGAAGCAACCGCCCCUGGAGAGGGAGAAGUACCAGCCGUCCUACGACACCACCGUGCUCACUGAGUGCACCCCAUGGCCCGAAACCUCUUGCAGCCCGCACGCGCCUCCCAGCCCCCUCUGCUUCUCCUCCCCUCACCCCUACAAGCUGCUGAGCCCGGAGAGGGUCUGUUCCUCCCCCCCCCUCUCAGACGGCUCCGUGGACAGCCAGGCCGAGGCUCUGAGCCCCGGAGCCUCCAUUCCCGAGGCCCAGCAGUGGCUACACCGCCAUCGCUUCUCCAGCUUCUGCAGAAUGUUCGCCAACUUCACCGGCGCCGACCUGCUGAAACUGUCCCGAGGGGACCUCAUCCAGAUCUGCGGAGCGGCUGAUGGCAUCCGACUCUCCAACGCCCUGAAAGCCAGGUCCGUCCGGCCCCGGCUCACCCUGUACAUCUCCCGUGAAGCCCAGCCUCCGGGAGGCGAGAGCCCCAAGACCCCAGAUUCAAGCCCCCCGAUGCCUGCACCCUCGCCAGCCCUGUACCAGGAAGUGUACCUGGAAGAACUCAGCUCGGCAGAACUGACAGCCAAGCUGGCUGACCUCCUGACCCUCCCGGCCAAUCGGAUCCAUCGCCUGUCCCGCCAGGGCCCCGCCGGCAUCCUCGUUCUUAUUAGUGACCUGGUGGUCAGGAACAUGGUGGAUGAAUCGUGCUUUGUGGCCAUUGUAAAGAAAGUGCAGAGCCCAGAGGGCUACCACCUGAUCCUGAGAUAAGUCCCGUCCCGCUCUGACGUCAGGAGACGGAAGCCAAGUCACCGUCCCCCUUCCUCCAGGGGGUGCCCAGAGGAGCGGUUCGGCCAAGGGUCUGGGCCCACGGGCCGGUUCACCAGGCUGCAGCCUCCACGGCUCCCCUCUGCUUCCCGCUGCCCAUUUCUGCUCUGUGAGCACUCCUCUGGAAGGCAGAGGGCGGGGAGGGGGGCACCCAGAGUCAGGUUUGCGGGGUCGGGGGGGGGGGG
Molecule: messenger RNA, 1815 nt
Organism: Ornithorhynchus anatinus (platypus)
Lineage: Eukaryota; Metazoa; Chordata; Mammalia; Monotremata; Ornithorhynchidae
Product: transcription factor CP2-like protein 1
Biological process (GO): regulation of transcription by RNA polymerase II
Cellular component (GO): nucleus
Molecular function (GO): RNA polymerase II cis-regulatory region sequence-specific DNA binding; DNA-binding transcription activator activity, RNA polymerase II-specific
Source: RefSeq, a predicted model, not a curated record